Messenger RNA from Pangasianodon hypophthalmus (striped catfish), 2559 nucleotides. It is a transcript of the gene col10a1b, whose product is annotated as collagen, type X, alpha 1b. Gene Ontology annotation, molecular function: protein binding. Lineage: Eukaryota; Metazoa; Chordata; Actinopteri; Siluriformes; Pangasiidae. The transcript has 3 exons. The record is from RefSeq and is a predicted model, not a curated record. The coding region runs from base 168 to 2132 and encodes 654 amino acids.
GGCGGAGUCAGAGAUGCUGAAGAGUAUAAAAACCCCUAAAUCAUAUCGACACACACACACACUCUAACACACUCACACACAUACACACACACAUACAGACACAUAUACACACACACGCUCCGGACGUGAGGCACAGAGUGUCAGCCUGAGGGUGCAGGUUGAGAGACAUGGAGCUGCACACGGUGUGUGUUCUCCUCCUGCUGGCGGUGUGUGUGGGAGCUACACCUGAUCGCUACUACGUCCAAAAACAGCAGUCAUAUCCUGUCAAGGCCCAGGAACUUUCAGGUGCUCCAGGUAUCCCAGGGGAACCUGGCCUCCCGGGUCCCCCUGGUCCCCCUGGUCCCCCAGGAAUGAGUGUGAUGGGUCAACCGGGACCAAGGGGACCUCCUGGACCACCUGGACCAUCAGGAUAUUCUUCACCUGGAAAGCCUGGAAGUCCAGGUUCACCGGGAAAACCAGGUGAAAAUGGAAUGCCUGGAGAAAGAGGACAUCCUGGACCUGGAGGACCCCAAGGAGCAAGAGGAUCUCCGGGAGCCCCCGGCAGCCCUGGUCCUGCUGGUUUCUCCGCUCCUGGAAAGCCAGGACCUCACGGUCUACCUGGGGCAAUGGGGCCUAAAGGAGAACCUGGUGCAAAAGGACUUCCAGGUAUUCCUGGCCUACCUGGACACAAAGGUGAACCAGGUCAUGGUGUGCAAGGACGUCCUGGUGCACCUGGCCAAAUGGGUCCAAUGGGUCCUUCAGGUCAGCCUGGUCAACCUGGAAUUGGAAAACCUGGUGCAACUGGAUACCCUGGGGAACCCGGAAAGUCAGGUAUGCCAGGUAGAGAUGGGACUCCAGGUCCCAUGGGUGCACAAGGCCCAAAGGGAACCCCAGGCGCUCCGGGUAUAGGUGCACCAGGUAAACCAGGUCAGAACGGUGCUCCAGGAUUGCCUGGCCCAAUGGGACAUAAAGGUUAUCAGGGACCAGCUGGACAACCUGGAGCUCCUGGUCUUCCAGGUGUUGGCAAAUCUGGAGCACCUGGGAUUCCAGGAAACACAGGUGCACCUGGCACGCCAGGUACGCCAGGACAGAAGGGAGAGCAAGGUCCAAUAGGUUUUUCAGGUCAGCCAGGUGCUGUUGGGCCUGUGGGUCCAUCAGGUCCACAGGGUAAUAGGGGAUUUCCAGGUGAGAGAGGUCCACAUGGACCUAAAGGUGAUGCUGGUAUUAUUGGGGCACCUGGUGCAAAAGGUCAAAAGGGAGAUCAGGGACUACAGGGCUUUACAGGUAAACCAGGUAUUCCAGGGGCAUCAGGUCCGCAAGGUCCUCCUGGUGCUACAGGAUAUCAGGGUCCCAAAGGUGAGCGAGGUUAUACAGGGCCAACAGGCAGUCCAGGACCUAUAGGUCCAACAGGAUUGAAAGGCCAUACAGGUCCACAAGGCAUGCCUGGUAGCAGGGGUGAAAAUGGCCUUCCUGGAGCACGGGGACCGAUGGGCCCACCAGGAUCAGCUGGACCCUCAGGAGCCACAGGUAUUCCUGGUCCCCCUGGACCCCCUGGCCCAGCAGGACUUGUAACCAAAGGGCUUUCUGGUUCACAGGGUCCUCCAGGUUUCCCUGGUGCCAGAGGUCAGGAUGGUCGCCCAGGUUCACCUGGACCUCCUGGCCCACCUGGUCCACCAGGUGAGAUUGUUUAUUAUAAUGAGAAGAGCAUGCCAAUCAAAUCUGAGGUGUUCCCUGUCAGACAGGAGCUUAUAAAGCCAUCCAUGUCAGCCUUUACGGCUCUUUUGACCAGGGCUUACCCUAGCGCAGGAACACCAAUCGUGUUCAACCAGAUCGUGUACAAUGGAGAGAACCACUAUAACCCUAGCACCGGGGUGUUUACUUGUCAGGUUCCAGGAUUUUAUUACUUUGUUUUCCACAUGCAUGUCAAUGGGGCCAACGCCCUGGUUGCACUUUAUAAAAACAAUGAGCCAGUCGUGUUCUCUUAUGAUGAGUAUAAUAAGGGCUUCCUGGAUCAGAUGUCAGGCAGCACUGUGCUCAUGCUGCAUAUGGGCGAUACCGUCUAUAUCCAGGUUCCAGAUGACCAGUCCAAUGGCAUCUACGCUGACGAUAACGUUCACUGUUCUUUCACUGGUUUCUUGAUUGCCUCAACGUGAUCGAGAUGCCAAAUAAAUAAAACCUCAAAUUUUUUAAAGUAAACUUUUAGUUUUCUUUAAAAAGUGCUCUUCACAGUCUUAUUUAGUAAUAAAUGUAUUUUGUCAACCAAAUGUCUGUCCAUGUGAAAGAAAAGAUGUAACCCAUUUUUAUUUCAAGAAAAAAACACUGAAUUCACUUAGUGCUAAAUCAUACAAGAACAUGGUGCUCUGUAGUUGCUUUUAAAGGUCUUAAAAUAUGAUCGCUUGUGUGCUUUUGUCUUCAAAACUUGAUUUUUUUUAUAUGAAAUUUCUGGAUCACCAAAGUAUACAUGUACAAAAAUAUACUGAAAUAAAAACUGUAUGCAUUUAUUUGCAACAUUAAUAAUGCACGAGAUGUCUCACUUUAUGUACGUCCUUGUGAUCAACCAACAAUAAAAGUUAAAGUGUC